AUCUCCCACAGUGUUGACGGUGAGCCUGGUGGGGCUGAGUACUGGCCGUUGUAUCCCGCCCUCAGCGAUCUCCCAAGGGCGUGUCUCCCUGGGCAGGGGCGGUUUUGUGGUCUCCUACUCCUGCAACGACGGCUACACCUUGGAAGGCACGCCCAUCGCUGUGUGUGUUGGCGGCAGGUGGUCUUCUGCAUCACCCACUUGUCUCCCUGAAGAGACAGCGGAGCCGACCAGACCGCCCAGACGACAGCGAGGACGUGGCCGACCCCGUCCCGCCCACAAGCGUGGUCGAUCCCGUGGGCGGCGACCUGACAGGGAGGAGAAGGCGCAGGAGAAGGAAGAGGUGCCAGUGGAGGAGGAAGAGGUGCCAGCGGAGGAGCAGGAGCAGCACGACCAACAGAUCGUCACUGCCUACAACAUUGUCGAGUCCUCCUCCACCAUCAUUGACAACCUCAAGGAAGCGAGGGUGAAGGGUGAGACUAAGAAUCCCCAAAGAGAAGAAACUAAGGUUGAGGAAGAGACCAACAACACCCUGGAAGAGAACACCGAGGAUGAGAGAGAAGAGGAAAGAUUGAGGAGACUACAGAUGAUAAGAGAGAGAAAGAGAAGAAGACAGGCGAGGAAACAAAAGAAGAAGGAUAAAAAGGGACGCAAAGGAAGAGGAAGAAAGUCGAAAAAUCAGCAAGAGUCACCAGGUUCAAGAGACGAGGACGGGGCUGACAACUCCACGUCCUCGACCACCCGGGAAGACGUGGACGGUGCCCCAGGCGAGACAGUCACUGUGACCACCAACGAGGAUGACGAUUCGGAGAGAUUAGACAGAAUCCAAAGAAGGAGAGAGAGGAAGAGGAGGAGGAAGGAGAGAAGACAAAGGAAAAAGGAUCGGAAUGGACAUAGAGGAAGAAGAAGGAAGACAGAAGAAGAGCAAGAGUCCACAAGUGUUGACAACUUGGACCGUUCAGUCAAUGAGGUGAACCAGGGUGAUGGUGCCACGGACAUCGCUGUCACGGUGGAGGAGCGACGGGUAGAGUUGGCCAGGAUCCUACAAGAGAGGAGGAAGAAGAGGAGAAGGAAGGAUCGAGGAAACAGGGAUCGUAAACAAGGAAGGAAAGGCGAUCGACAAGGGAAAAAGAGAAGAAAGGGCAGAAAAGACAAGAAAAAGAAUAACAGAAGUGAAGAAAACAGUCGCUUAGACAACGACCUGGAUAUAUGGAGCAAUAACACCGACAGGCCUGCCACUGUUGCCGAUCAAGAAGACGAUGAUAAUGAGAUCGCCAACGAGGUCCUUCCAAACCUGCACGAGGGACAAAAGAAAAAGAGAAAAAGAAAAGGAGGAAGAAAGCGUAGGCCAACUAGCAGUUCUGGCGAGAAUGAAUUUGGGUCAUCGGAUAACAACGAUGAUGAAACAAUUUCAGAGACCUCUUCUACAUCACCACCUACAACCACCACCACCACCACCACCACCACCACCACCACCACCACUACGACAGACACACCUCAGGUAUCUACCGGCUAUCCCAAAGACUCGUCCUACAGCGCCGUCGAGUCUCGGUAUACCAUAUAUGGACGUGAAGCGGAAGACACAAUUGUAAACUUCGUCCCUGAGUCACCGACUUCUGUUUACAGAGGAGGCGACCUCUUAAGCACUGCAGAAGAAGAUUUCCUCACAGAUUUCGAGAGGAGUGUAGAAGCCAUGUCGAGCGAACGAAAGAAGAAAAAGAAAAGUAAGAAGAAAGAUAAAGUUGUUAAAAAUACUGUGGAGCGCAGGGAAGACGCGGCUACAGAAUAUCCUACCUCGGACGACGACUAUACCUACCUGGACGAAGACACCUACAUUGAGAACCCCGAAAGUUACUCGAACGAGAUAAAAGACAAGAACGAGAAGGGUGAACUUCCCGAGGGCCUCCCUGAAGGUUAUCCAACAGACAGGUUCUUGGGCGAUGGAAAAAUAUCUCCGAAUACCAGGUUUAUUGAGACGGAGGACAUCAACUUCAACGAGCUGGACCAGUCCUGCGUUAUCUCUGAGACUGAUGCCCUCUAUCUCCAGCCUCCUAGGGUCAAGAACGCCCGCGUCACGGCUUUCCACGCUGUUACCAACCCAGCGCCUCCAAACAACAAAUAUGUGGAGGCGGUGUAUGAAUGCGAGUUCGGCUACAGACUGGGCGAGGAUUUCAGCAACAGAGUCUUCUGUAAGAGGGAUAAAUGGCUGGGAGUUCUCCCUACCUGUGUCGCUUACGCUCACCAGGCGACCAGCGGGGAGUGUGGCGCCGACAACGGUGGCUGUCAACAGAUCUGUGAGCCCACCAGCAACGGUAGUCAGUGCCUCUGUUACAAGGGCUUCACGCUCGCUGAAGACGGCUUUAACUGUCAAGACAUAGACGAGUGUGAGGUGAACAAUGGAGGCUGUGUGGGCACCUGCGUCAACAAGUUGGGUUCUCGCCAGUGCCGCUGCGGCAAGGGCUACAGCCUUGCUACUAAUGGCAAGACCUGUAUAGAUAAGAACGAGUGUCUGUUGAGGAAUGGCCAUGGACCCUGUCAAGACUCCUGCUAUAAUACAGACGGUGGUUACCUUUGCACCUGCGAUAACUUACCAGGGACACACCUGGGUAUUGACAACCACACCUGUGAUGAUGAAGAUGAGUGUGCUAUUAACAAUGGAGGCUGCUCACACAUCUGCCUCAACACCUUUGGUCAAAUUUUCUGCACUUGUCCAGAAGGCUUCAUGAUGGCCAUGGACUGGAAAACUUGUGAUGACAUCAAUGAGUGCCAUUAUGAAAAUGUGGCGAGCAAGUGUGAGUUCGGGUGCAUCAACACACCAGGUAGCUACUACUGUGCUGCGGCUGAGGAGCUGGUCCAAACUCCCCUCGAGUGUAUUUCUGGUUUCAUGCCGACUGAGGAUAACCUUAGCUGUAACGAUGUGAACGAAUGUGAAAAUGAUAACUUCGGGUGUUCUGACAUCUGUGUCAACACCCUUGGUAAAGCCUACUGUUCCUGCCCUCCUGGCUUUGACCUCGCCCAAGACAAGAAGACAUGCAAUGAUAUUGAUGAGUGUUCAGAGGACCACCAGUGCUCCCAUGGCUGUGACAACACGGAGGGCUCCUUCAUCUGUACCUGUCCUGGUGGUUUCAGCCUGGCAUCUGAUUUAAUUACUUGUGUAGACAUUGACGAGUGUUCAGCAGACCAUGAUUGCACUCACGGAUGUGAAAACACUCUGGGGUCCUUCGACUGUACCUGUCCUGAUGGCCAUAUACUCGCCCCUGAUAUGAUCACUUGUUUAGAUGCUGAUGAGUGUUCAGAGGACCAUGGGUGCUCCCAUGGUUGUGUUAACACUGAAGGUUCCUUCAUCUGUACCUGCCCUAAAGGCUUAAUGCUGGCACCUGAUCAAGUCUCCUGUGUUGAUACUGAUGAGUGUUCAGAAGAUGUCAAGUGUUCCCAUGGAUGUAACAACACAGAUGGAUCCUUCACUUGCACUUGCCCAAGUGGCUUGAUGUUGGCACCUGAUCGCAUCACUUGUAUUGAUAUAGAUGAAUGUGAGAAAAAUAAUGGUGGAUGUGAGCAGAUCUGUGAGAACCUUGAAGGAUCAUACUGGUGCAACUGUGACGAGGGUUACAUCAUGUCUACUAAUGACAGCUGCAUUGAUGAAGAUGAGUGUGCUGAGGACAAUGGUGGAUGCCAGCAGAUAUGCACAAAUGAGCAAGGGUCUUACUCAUGCUCAUGUUCACUGGGAUUUGUACUUGAACACAUAUAUGACUGCAAUGACAUAGAUGAAUGCAAGGACGACAACUUUGGAUGCUCUGAUAUCUGUAUCAAUACUUAUGGUGGUGCUUAUUGCUCCUGUCCCACUGGCUUCGUCCUCUCCCAAGACAACAAGACAUGCCAUGAUAUUGAUGAGUGUUUAGAUGGCAUCAGGUGUUCCCAUGGUUGUGAGAAUAUGAAUGGCUCUUUCACCUGCACCUGUCCCAAGGGCUUCACACUUUCACCUGAUAAAACAUCUUGUCUUGAUGUGAAUGAAUGUGCAACAGAUAAUGGUGGUUGUGAGCAGAUAUGUGAAAAUAUAGAAGGAUCAUUCUUCUGUGACUGUGAAGAAGGAUAUAUAAUUUCCACUAAUGGUAUGAAGUGUACAGAAGUUGACGAGUGUGCCGAGGACAAUGGUGGAUGUCAACAGGAGUGUAUAAAUGAAAAAGGAUCAUUCUCAUGUUCCUGCUUUUCUGGUUAUGAGUUGGAGGAUGACUUCCAUUGCAGUGACAUUGACGAAUGUCACCUCCAGCUGUCUGAGUGCCAGCAUGAAUGUCUCAACCUUCCUGGCAGUUACGACUGCCUCUGUCAUGAUGGUUUUGAGCUAGCUUUAGACAAUCGCACAUGUAUUGACAUUGAUGAGUGUGGAGCUGACAAUGGAUGCUCACAUUUCUGUACUAACUACAAUGGGUCAUAUGUUUGUCAUUGUCCACCUGGGUUAACACUUCAUGCUGAUGAACAUGCUUGCACAGAUAAUGAUGAGUGUCAAAAUGAAAAUGGUGGCUGUACACAUAUAUGCUCAAAUUUUGAUGGUGGAUAUGACUGCCUUUGCCCUGAAGGACUACAGCUUUUGAAAGAAGGAAGUGCCUUUGAGAAGCUGCAUGUUUGUGUAGAUGUAGAUGACUGUCUAAAUGACAAUGGGAAUUGCAGUCACCAGUGCCACAACUUUGAGGGUGGAUAUGAGUGCAAAUGCCCUGCAGGCUUUAAUUUCAAAGAAAAUGAUGAUGGAUCAGUAAAUCACUUUGAAUGUGUUGAUGUUGAUGAGUGCUCAUUGAAUAAUGGGGAGUGUAGCCAUUUGUGUGUUAAUAUUGAAGGUGGAGUAGAGUGUCAGUGUCCUAAUGGCAUGACUCUUCCAGAAACAGCAGAUAACUACACCAAGGGAUCUCAAUGUCAAGAUAUAGAUGAAUGCCUCAAAGACAAUGGUGGGUGCAGUCAUUUAUGCAUCAACCUUCCAGGUUCAUACGAAUGUAAGUGCCCUGAUGGCUGGCAACUUGAUACCCCUGAUGAUUAUUUUGACUAUAACAACGAUGAUAUAACCAACUUUGAAAUCUUCAAUGAUGUGAUUUGGAGGAAAUGUGUUGAUGUAAAUGAGUGUGGUGAGGACAAUGGAGGUUGUAGUCAUAUUUGUUAUAAUGACAAUGGAGGACACAAGUGCUCUUGUCCUCCAGGGUAUUGGCUAGGAAAAGAUAAUCUUACAUGUUGGGAUAUUAAUGAGUGUGAUGUUCAACUUGGUGGUUGUUCACAUGAAUGCAUUAACAUAGAUGGAUCAUUUAAAUGCUCUUGUCCCACUGGGUUUAAGUUGUUGGACAUCACAAGAUGCCUUGAUGUAGAUGAAUGUUUGAGUAAUAAUGGUGGAUGCUCACAUAAUUGUGUAAAUCAAAUAGGAAGUCAUCACUGUUCUUGUCCUCAAGGGCUGCUGCUAGAAGAUGAUAAUGUUACUUGUGUAGACUUCAAUGAAUGUGGUGAGGACAAUGGUGGUUGUUCACAUGACUGCCAUAAUCUCCAUGGCAGGUACAUAUGCAGCUGCCCCUCUGGCUUUGAACUUACACAAGAUGGCCAUAGCUGUAAGGAUGAGAAUGAGUGCAAGAUGGAUAAAGGUGGAUGUUCUCACAAAUGUGUAAAUAGAAAAGGUUCACACAGGUGCAAGUGUCCAUCUGGUCUCGUGUUGGCUGUAGACGGUCGUACUUGCCUCGACGUAGAUGAAUGUGGCACGAAGAAUGGUGGCUGCUCUCACCAGUGUGCCAACCAUGAAGGCCAUUAUACCUGUCUGUGUCCUACUGGUUUUAUCCUCGACUCAGAUCAGCACACUUGUAUAGACUUAAAUGAAUGUGAUAAUGAUAAUGGUGGCUGCAAUUACAAGUGUGUUAACUUGGAGGGAGGAUAUGAGUGCCACUGUUCACUGGGCAUGGAGCUUGGGAAGGAUGGGCACACUUGCCGUGACAUUGAUGAGUGCGCCGACAACAAUGGUGGCUGUAGAGGUCAUUGUCAUAACACAAGAGGCUCUUACAGGUGUGAGUGUCAGAUUGGUUAUCGGCUGGGGAUGGAUGGGAUCACUUGUGAGGACAUUGAUGAGUGUUCCCUUGCUAAUGCUGGCUGUUCUCAUGGCUGCACCAACACAGAAGGAUCCUUUAUUUGCAUGUGCCCAGAAGGAUAUCAGAUUUCAGAAGAUGCUUAUCGCUGUCUGGAUAUAAAUGAAUGCCUCAAUUCACCUUGUCAGCAUGAGUGCUUCAAUACCCCUGGGUCAUUCUACUGCUCUUGUAGACCUGGCUACAAACCAAGACCUGAUGCUGCUCACCAAUGCUGGGACAUUAAUGAGUGUGAUGAAGGCAAUGCUGGCUGUGCCCAGGACUGUUUCAACACUGUUGGGUCUUACUACUGCAGCUGUUCAAAAGACUAUGUCCUUAAUGAUGAUCAACACUCUUGUGACCACAAACCAGUGUUUUGCCCAGUAAUAGUUGCACCAUUACAUGGUGAUAUGAUGUGCUCAAGGAACUUGGUGGGAGGGGCAUAUCCUAUGGGCACCACAUGCACCUUCACCUGCUCCAAGGGUGCAGCUCUCCAUGGCAAUGCCAAUACAACUUGUCUUCAUACUGGUGCAUGGUCCACUAAUCCUGUUACAUGUCAGGCGGUGAAGUGCUCAAUGUUAGCAGAGGUUGAACAUGGUAGGGUGUCACCAAAGAGAUGUAUUCGACGCACAUCAGGCGUGGGCCAACACUGUUACCUAUCAUGCUCAACUGGUUAUCGUGUGGUCGGCAACCCUGUUCGUACUUGUCAGCCCAGCGGCUCAUGGUCACCAGAAGCUCCCAGCCCAUACUGUGAAAAAGAUACACUGAAGCCAUUUAUUCAGUGUCCAAGUGAUGUGACAGUGGAUCUUUCCCCUCACCAGAGCUUUGCCCAUGUCAGGCUCCCUCAACCCAAAGCCAACGUUGACUGGUUCAGAUAUGUCUCAGGAGUCGAGCAGAAGAGAGGGCAGGCCCAGGACAUCACAGAACCAAGGUAUGUAGAUGCAACUCCUGACUGGGCAAAGGAACUAGAGGAAGAUUUGCCCUCGGGAAAGACUACAGUGACAUUUGUUGCACGUUCUCCAGUCUCAGAUGAGUCUGCAACGUGCUCUUUCACAGUGGAAGUUAUAGAUAAGGAGGAUCCACAAGUAUUUGGUUGCCCCAAAUCAUUCACCGCUCAUAUAGCUGAAGGGGAAGUGAGCACAGAAGUUUCAUGGAAGGAGCCAGUCUUUAAGGAUAAUGUAGAAAUUGCUCAUCUCUGGAAAUCAUUGGAACCAGGUCGACAUCUGACAUCAGGGACAUAUCCAGUUCAUUAUGUUGCUAUGGAUCCUUACAGAAAUCGGGCCAAGUGUUCUUUUACCGUCACAGUUCAACCUCGGAACUCCCAGUCUGCACACCCACCAUUCCAGUCCAGCCAAGUUAUGGCUGUUUGCCCGGGUUUGAAUGGAGGGAAACCCAUUCUCAUGUAUGCUUGGCGUGUACCCCAGGGAUGUACCGUAGUGAGCAGCAACGGCAAUGUUCGCCAUGCCCAGUGGGAACAUACUCUUACAAAUACUCAAGUAAAUGGUGUGAACAGUGUGGUGAUGGGGGUACGACAGCCGAACCCGGGACCAACUCGCGCUCCCUCUGUCUUUACCCCGUUGGCCGUGCAACAAAAUCAACAUCAACAUUCUUCACACAGAUUGCACAACGAAAGAAAGCAUGGAAAUCGCGGGAAACAUUUUCGUGGACGUAAUCCUGUACGAGGAGACAUGGCUUCCAGUACCUAUCAGGACAGAACACCCAGUAGAACAUUGGGAAGUUUCUUUGAGCAUUUCCCAGUCUCUGCUCUCCGCCCAGGAACCACAUUAGCUAUUGCUCAUGCACAUGCACGAGGUCCUAAUGCUCAUGCGCAAGCUCAUGCACAGGCUAGAUUUCAUAACUUUGGAUGAUAAAUUUAUACCUGUAUUUUAAUAUAUUGAUUUGGGUUGUAAUCCUAGGAGGUUCAGAUACUAUUUUAUGAAUGUAAAUAUUAAGAAAAUAGUAGUGAUUUGAAUUAAUAGAAAUUGAGAAUGGAAAGAUUUGCCAUUCUCAGUAAAGGCUGUUAACAUUUUUAUUUUUAUAUAUAUUUGUGAAAGAUUCCUUUUUCAUAUAAGUUACUUGAUUCCUUUCUGUAGUUUUAAAAGAAUUGAGUAAUUAUAGUCAUAGCUAUAAGGUUUUGCUAACACUUGUGUUUCUUGUAUCUAACACAUGAAUCAGAGAAGUUUGAAUUUUGUAUGGAAAGUCUUGGCGAGUUCUGUGCUGUGGCAAAACUGUGAAUAAGUAAUUUUUCUUGUUAACUCUUGUACGUUUAUGAAACUAGUUCCCUAAGUUAUUUUAAAAGAUAACAAUUUCUUACACUGAAAGAUACUACGCUACAUGUUUUCUCAAGUGCCCUCUUACUGAGUAGAAAUUAUUAUCCUAUUAGUAUCAGAAUGACUUCCUUACAAUUCCUCUGUACUGUACUGUACUAAGAUAUUUGGCUCGAUAUCUGGGCCAGAGUUUGUUGCCCCUUUGGUGUGCAAGAUAAAACGAGGUUUUAAUGAUGAAGUUUAGAUUAUGAAAAAUUUCACUUGAUGUAUUACUUUAAAGUAUAUUUAUCACAAGCAUUUUUGCACAGGUUUCCAACCAAAAGAUCGUUUUACACAAAUUUAGUUUAGAUGCAGGGGGUAAAAGCUCCCCCAUCAUAGUUCUUAUGUUUAAGUUCCUCCUUCACAUUCUCUAUUUUACUGUAAAAGGACUCUCAUUGGUUAGUCAAUUAGACCUUGUAGUUCAUCAGUGACUGCCAAUAUAACCCAGGCCCCAGGGUGUUAUGUAUGGUUUACUGGUCCCCCACACCUCAGUUACCCUCCCCUCCUGCCUCUGGGGGGGGCCACCUGCCACCCCCAUCUCACUCCCCUGUCCUCAAUAUUUAUAUAUUUUCUCCAUGAAAUACAAUAUAAUUAGACUAAAUUCUACAAGUUUUAACACAUGUACCUGCACCAAUGCAAUUUGUGGAUCCACCUCUGGAAUUAGUAAAAACAAUCACAGACAACCAUUUUAUAGUGUUGUAUGCAGUCAUUAGUCCAAAUAGCUGUUAUGAAUACAGUAGAACGUCGAUUUAAAGCGAUUCAAUUUAAGAUUAUUGAUUUAAAGCAACACCCACAAUUAAGGACAAUGUUUUAAUUUAAAGUGAAUCUUUCCUAGUUUGCACGAGUCAAUC
Homarus americanus (American lobster) is the source of this 9234-nucleotide messenger RNA. Its product is annotated as fibrillin-3-like. Lineage: Eukaryota; Metazoa; Arthropoda; Malacostraca; Decapoda; Nephropidae. Gene Ontology annotation, molecular function: calcium ion binding. Bases 584 to 7945 code for a protein of 2453 amino acids. The record is from RefSeq and is a predicted model, not a curated record. The transcript is spliced from 39 exons.